Effrenium voratum is the source of this 996-nucleotide messenger RNA. The record is from the annotation of a GenBank genome assembly. NCBI's taxonomy places the organism in Eukaryota, Dinophyceae, Suessiales, Symbiodiniaceae.
AUGGCUGCCGCGCGCCGUCGGUGGGCGGAUAUGAUCGACACAGAAGACGAGACCGAAGGUGCAGAGGACGACAGUCAGUUGCGAAAAGACGUCGCGGCCUUCGUGGACGAGUUCAUGGGCCCGAGCGCCGGCUCGCGGCUCUUGACCUUGGCCCUACUGCAGGCAGACCUGCAGCGCCGCUGCGUGGGAUGGACGUUCCCAUGCCGGGGGUGGCGCUGGUGCGUCUACGAGGCGCCGCUGACCUUGCUGGCGGAGAUUUCUGUCUUUGUGAGCUUGGUGGGGCAAACUCUUCCGAGCGAGCGCGCGUGCAAUCGGCGUUUUCGCAAGAUGCUUUCCCGCUGGCAAAGCCGGCUGCGUCUAGCUGCCUUGGACUGUCAACACGCCCGCGCGCCCAGCGCGCCGUGCCAACAAUGCAAAGCGGUUAAGCCUUUCGACUACUUCGCGGACGCCCAGUGGGACAAAGCCAGAGCCAACCUGCCUGCCACUUGUCUGACUUGCAUUCAUAAGGAUGGAGGCGCCUGCAAGCGCAAACUGCCUUCCAAUGUUGAGCGGCUGCGCUGCAUUGGCUGCGGCUUCGAGAAAGUGGAGCACGCGUUUCCCCGAGCUCAACUUCGGCAGCCUCGUGCAGAAGAAAGGCGAAAUUGCAUCGCGUGUUUGAAGAACGUCUCGGAGUUGACUUGCUCGCAAUGCGCAGAGGUGAAGCCGCUGAAGGAGUUCCACCUAUCUGCGUUGACGCUGCCGUGGGCGGCCGCGUGUCAAAGUUGCCAGGACGCGGUGCGCGGCAAGGCUCGUCGGCUCCGGGCCGGAUGGGAGAAGUGCCGAGGCUGCGCGGCUUUUCUGCCCACGUCUUCUGCCGUCUACAUCAACCAACGCUGCCCCAACUGCGCGGCAGAUCGCAAACGGGGCGAACGUACUUGUCUCAGAUGCAAGAGGAAAUGGAGCGAGAAUUCGGCGGAAGAACAGAUCCGCAAACGAUUCUGCCCGAAUUGCCGCUAG